Messenger RNA from Plectropomus leopardus (leopard coralgrouper), 600 nucleotides. It is a transcript of the gene cdkn1ca, whose product is annotated as cyclin dependent kinase inhibitor 1Ca. Lineage: Eukaryota; Metazoa; Chordata; Actinopteri; Perciformes; Serranidae. The record is from RefSeq and is a predicted model, not a curated record. Gene Ontology annotation, molecular function: cyclin-dependent protein serine/threonine kinase inhibitor activity. Gene Ontology annotation, cellular component: nucleus. Gene Ontology annotation, biological process: regulation of cell cycle.
AUGGACCCAAUCAGGCGCAAAGAGUCGGUCUGUAGGAGUCUGUUCGGCCCGGUGGACCACGAGCAGCUGCGCCGAGACUUGAAGCAGAGGAUGCAGGAGAUCACGGAGCAGGACAGCCGCCGCUGGAACUUUAACUUCCACACGGACACGCCGCUGCCCGGCCGCUUUCAGUGGGAGGAAAUACCGGCAGACUGCGCUGCUGCUGUCUACCAGGAGUCCGCACAGAUCAAGGACAGUGUGUGUCCUUCACACACUGAGGAAGAGGACAGGCUGAGCGAGGAAGACGCAGGGACAAGAGACCAGGAGAACUGCUCCAGCAUCUCCAACACGCGCAAGCGUCCCGCUGAAGUGACGCCCGUCCGCAGGAAGAGGACGCACUCCAAACCGGCGGCCAAGCCCAGAAACAACGCGCGGAUCACAGACUUUUUCGCAAAGAGGAGGAGGUCGACAGAAACCAAAAGCAUCCUGAAUCCUUUCCACACGAGUUCCAGUGAAGCAACUCUGUGCAAAACAAUACGAUGAAAAUGCUUCUGAAAAUUGACUAUUUGGCCUCUAUUUAAGCCUGUACACACAUUUGAAUGGACUAGACCGAGGCCUAUU